AUGGCCUCCGCGAUCUUCUUCCUCGACCUAAAGGGCAAGACCCUUCUGGCCCGCAAUUACCGGGGAGAUAUCCCCAUGUCUGCCGUUGAAAAAUUCCCAGUUCUUUUAAGCGAAGCUGAAGAAGAGAGCUCGGCCGUUCCUCCUUGCUUUUCCUCUGAAGGAAUUAAUUAUCUUUAUAUUCGCCAUAGCAAUCUUUACCUUCUAGCUCUGACGAAACGGAAUACUAAUGCCGCCGAAAUCCUUCUUUUCCUUCAUAAAAUUGUCGAGGUGUUCACUGAAUACUUCAAGGAGUUGGAGGAGGAGAGUAUCCGCGACAACUUCGUUAUUAUUUAUGAAUUACUUGACGAAAUGAUGGAUUUUGGUUACCCGCAAACGACAGAGAGCAAAAUAUUACAGGAGUAUAUCACGCAAGAAUCACACAAAUUGGAAAUACAGGCUCGUCCUCCGAUUGCCGUCACAAACGCCGUAUCUUGGAGAAGCGAAGGUAUUCGAUACCGAAAGAACGAGGUUUUCCUGGACGUGAUAGAAUCACUAAACCUACUCGUUUCUGCGAAUGGAAAUGUUUUGCGUUCGGAGAUUCUCGGAGCUAUUAAGAUGAAGUGUUAUCUCAGUGGCAUGCCGGAACUACGAUUGGGCUUGAACGACAAGGUCAUGUUUGAAACGACGGGGCGGGCGACGAGAGGUAAAGCUGUGGAGAUGGAAGACGUUAAAUUCCACCAGUGCGUCCGAUUAUCGCGUUUCGAAAACGACCGAACUAUCAGCUUUAUUCCGCCUGAUGGAGAGUUUGAGCUAAUGAGCUACCGCCUGAAUACCCAAGUCAAACCACUUAUAUGGGUAGAAUGUCUUGUGGAGUCGCACUCCGGGUCCCGGAUUGAGUACAUGUUAAAAGCAAAAGCACAAUUUAAGCGUCGCAGCACAGCAAAUAAUGUGGAAAUUUUAGUCCCUGUGCCAGAAGAUGCUGAUUCACCUCGAUUUAGAACAAACAUUGGAACCGUUCAUUAUGCUCCUGAGAAAUCCGCAAUAAUAUGGAAGAUUAAACAAUUUGGAGGUGGGAAGGAAUUCCUCAUGCGCGCUGAACUAGGGCUGCCGUCCGUUAAGGGCGAUGAUGAGCAUGGUGGUGGUAUGACGGGUGGCUUUGGAGGGAGCAUGGGUGGUGCUGGGCAGACAGCAAAGGGCAAGAGACCCAUCAAUGUCAAAUUUGAGAUCCCGUAUUUUACAACCAGCGGCAUCCAAGUCCGCUAUUUGAAAAUCAUUGAACCAAAGCUCCAAUAUCCGUCUCUGCCCUGGGUCCGCUACAUAACUCAGUCUGGUGACAUUGCUGUCCGUUUACCCGACGUGCAAUAA
Molecule: messenger RNA, 1344 nt
Organism: Coccidioides posadasii C735 delta SOWgp
Lineage: Eukaryota; Fungi; Ascomycota; Eurotiomycetes; Onygenales; Onygenaceae
Gene: APM1
Product: AP-1 complex subunit mu-1-like
Biological process (GO): intracellular protein transport; vesicle-mediated transport
Cellular component (GO): clathrin adaptor complex; clathrin-coated vesicle
Molecular function (GO): clathrin-cargo adaptor activity
Source: RefSeq, a predicted model, not a curated record